Molecule: messenger RNA, 5761 nt
Organism: Centruroides sculpturatus (bark scorpion)
Lineage: Eukaryota; Metazoa; Arthropoda; Arachnida; Scorpiones; Buthidae
Product: calcium-dependent secretion activator 1-like
Exons: 33
Coding region: 138-5225 (1695 amino acids)
Biological process (GO): synaptic vesicle exocytosis; dense core granule exocytosis
Source: RefSeq, a predicted model, not a curated record
AAUUUAAUGAAAAUGUUAUAAGAAUAUAAUCUAAAAUGAAAAAGAAAAGUUCUAUUAUAAAAUAUCCACUAGCUGUUCAUAUUAAUCUGAAAUUAAAAAGUGUAUUUUGAAAUUAUUAUACAGUUCACUUUAAAGUCAUGUUAGAGCCAUCGUCAUCAGAAGAAGAAAGUGAUAAUGAAACUGUUGAAGAUGAAAGUUCAGAGGCAACACAACUUCCACCAGCUUCAACUAAUUUGGAGUUGCCUCAAAGCAGUAGUGUUUCAAGAAACCUUUCUCCUUCAAGUGCUGGAGAUACUUUAAGUGUUGGUAGUGGAUCACAGCAAUGGACCAACAGUCAACGCCCUUCUAGUCCAAGCCCAUCACUUGUAAGUGAGAAAGAAAAGGAAAAAGAAGAUCCAGAAAAAACAAUUGAAAAAGAGGAAGAAGAAAGAAAAAAACGUCUUCAGUUAUAUGUAUUUGUUUUAAGAUGUAUUGCAUAUCCUUUUAAUGCUAAACAGCCAACAGAUAUGACUCGUAGACAAACUAAAGUAACAAAACAACAACUUGAAACAAUUUUAGGUCGUUUUCAAUCUUUUUUAAAAGGAGAAACACAAAUAGCUGCAGAUGAAGCAUUCCAAAAUGCAGUUCAAAAUUACACUGAAGUGUUUCUUAAAAGUGAUAGAGUAAUGAGAAUGGUACAAAGUGGAGCAUGUUCUGCACAUGAUUUUCGUGAAGUAUUUAGAAAUAAUAUUGAAAAGAGAGUUAGAAGUCUACCUGAAAUUGAUGGCUUAAGUAAAGAAACUGUCUUAACUUCUUGGAUGACGAAGUUUGAUGCUAUUUUUCGAGGUGAUGAGGAUUCACGGAAACCUCAAAGUAGAAUUCAACAAAAUAUUGCAUCAGAACUUAUAUUAAGUAAAGAACAACUGUAUGAUAUGUUUCAAAAUAUUCUUGGAGUGAAAAAAUUUGAACAUCAGUUAUUAUACAAUGCAUUACAGGUAAUUAUUAAUUAUUAUACAGUUCACUUUAAAGUCAUGUUAGAGCCAUCGUCAUCAGAAGAAGAAAGUGAUAAUGAAACUGUUGAAGAUGAAAGUUCAGAGGCAACACAACUUCCACCAGCUUCAACUAAUUUGGAGUUGCCUCAAAGCAGUAGUGUUUCAAGAAACCUUUCUCCUUCAAGUGCUGGAGAUACUUUAAGUGUUGGUAGUGGAUCACAGCAAUGGACCAACAGUCAACGCCCUUCUAGUCCAAGCCCAUCACUUGUAAGUGAGAAAGAAAAGGAAAAAGAAGAUCCAGAAAAAACAAUUGAAAAAGAGGAAGAAGAAAGAAAAAAACGUCUUCAGUUAUAUGUAUUUGUUUUAAGAUGUAUUGCAUAUCCUUUUAAUGCUAAACAGCCAACAGAUAUGACUCGUAGACAAACUAAAGUAACAAAACAACAACUUGAAACAAUUUUAGGUCGUUUUCAAUCUUUUUUAAAAGGAGAAACACAAAUAGCUGCAGAUGAAGCAUUCCAAAAUGCAGUUCAAAAUUACACUGAAGUGUUUCUUAAAAGUGAUAGAGUAAUGAGAAUGGUACAAAGUGGAGCAUGUUCUGCACAUGAUUUUCGUGAAGUAUUUAGAAAUAAUAUUGAAAAGAGAGUUAGAAGUCUACCUGAAAUUGAUGGCUUAAGUAAAGAAACUGUCUUAACUUCUUGGAUGACGAAGUUUGAUGCUAUUUUUCGAGGUGAUGAGGAUUCACGGAAACCUCAAAGUAGAAUUCAACAAAAUAUUGCAUCAGAACUUAUAUUAAGUAAAGAACAACUGUAUGAUAUGUUUCAAAAUAUUCUUGGAGUGAAAAAAUUUGAACAUCAGUUAUUAUACAAUGCAUUACAGCUAGACUCAGCAGAUGAACAAGCAGCAGCCAUUCGUAGAGAGUUGGAUGGACGUGUUCAGAAAGUUAAUGAAAUGGAAAAAAAUCGCAAACUAAUGCCCAAGUUUGUAUUAAAAGAAAUGGAAAGUCUUUAUAUUGAAGAACUACGUUCAUCAAUUAAUCAGUUAAUGGUUAAUUUAGAAAGUUUACCUGUUUCUAAAGGGAAUUUUUCAGACAGUAAAUAUGGUUUACAAAAAUUUAGACGUUAUAAUCACAGUCGACAAAGCUUACUAUCAGCAUCUGCCAAUUUCUUUCCUGAAAAUAGCCUGCAUAAAGCAUCAUCUUAUCUCCAAGCUCCAAUAUGGAUUAUCAUUUAUGAAGCUUUGAUGAUUGCUUUUACAUCCAUAAGUCAAUCAUCUUUAUCAAAAGAGGGUCUUAGUGAAGAUGGUGAAACAAUGUUAUCAAAACUUGAUAUAGUAUUAUCUUUUACUUUAGAAGUUGUAGUAAUGGAAGUAAAAGGAUUAAAAUCAUUAGCACCAAAUAGAAUUGUAUAUUGUACAAUGGAAGUUGAAGGUGGUGAGAAGUUGCAAACAGAUCAUGCUGAAGCAUCAAAACCCAUGUGGGAUACACAAGGGGAUUUCACCACCACACAUCCUUUACCUAUAGUUAAAAUAAAAUUAUAUACAGAGAGCCCAGGUUUAUUGAGUUUAGAUGAUAAAGAAUUAGGAAAGGUAAUUAUUAAACCAACUCCUUUAAGCCCAAAAUCUCCAGAAUGGUAUAAAAUGAUAGUACCAAAAAAUGUUCCAGAUCAAGAUCUGCGUAUUAAAAUCACUGUCCGCAUGGAUAAACCUCAAAACAUGAAACACUGUGGUUACUUAUUUGCCCAAGGAAAACAAGUGUGGAAAAAAUGGAAAAAGCGAUAUUUUGUACUCGUACAGUUACUAAUAAUUGAAAGUAUUUAUUUAUUAAACCAUAAUUGUAAUUUAGAUCUGGAGGGAGGACGCUUCUUCUUUAAUGCUGUAAAGGAAGGUGACAGUGUGUUGUUUGCUAGUGAAGAUGAAAAUGAGUGUCACCUCUGGGUCAUGGCAAUGUAUCGAGCAACAGGACAAUCUCAUAAACCAACUCCACUUGUUCAACCUUUGGCUAGUAAGAAUUCAACCAUUUCUCGAUUACAAGGAGAUGCGGACAGGGCUCGCAAACACGGAAUGGAUGAAUUUAUCUCUGCUGACCCAUGCAAUUUUAAUCAUCAUGCAUUAUUUAGAUUACUUCAAACCCAAGCAUUGGAAUAUAGAUUAGCUGAUAUAUUCUGUUCCUUGGGUUGGUACAGUCCAGGGCAAUUGUUUGUUUUAGAUGAAUAUACUGCUCGAUAUGGUGUACGAAGUUGUUAUCGUCAUUUAUGUUAUUUAAAUGAUCUAUUAGAUCGAGCAGAAAAAGGUAUCAUGAUCGAUCCAACUUUAAUUCAUUACAGUUUUGCAUUUUGUGCCUCUCAUGUACAUGGAAACAGGCCUGAUGGAAUUGGAACAGUCACAGUAGAAGAAAAAGAUAUGUUUGCCGAAAUAAAAGAAAGACUUCGAAUACUAUUAGAAAAUCAAAUUACUCACUUCAGGUACUGUUUUCCAUUUGGUAGACCAGAAGGAUCAUUAAAAGCUACAUUAUCUCUUUUAGAAAGAGUUUUAAUGAAAGAUGUGAUGACUCCAGCAGCACCAGAAGAAGUAAGAAAUGUCAUUAAAAAGUGCCUUGAAAAUGCAGCUUUAGUGAAUUAUACUCGAAUUUCAGAACAAGCAAAGAAUGAAGAUGAAAACAAUGAAGAACCAGUUGAAUCCAAUAAAAAUUUGGAAGAUUUAAUACAUUUAGCUGAGCUAUGUGUAGAUUUACUUCAACAAAACAAUGAACAUUAUGCAGAGGUUGGAGCUGAAUCAGCACCUAAACCAGAUGAAAACAAUGAAGAACCAGUUGAAUCCAAUAAAAAUUUGGAAGAUUUAAUACAUUUAGCUGAGCUAUGUGUAGAUUUACUUCAACAAAACAAUGAACAUUAUGCAGAGGCCUUUCAAUCGGAUCGGGCCUUUGCCUGGUUUAGUGACCUCUUGGUCGAACAUGCCGAAAUAUUUUGGUCAUUGUUUGCUGUUGACAUGGAUGCUGUACUAGCUCAGCAACCACCGGAUACCUGGGAUAGUUUUCCUCUGUUUCAAGUGUUGAAUGAUUAUUUACGAAUAGAUGAAAAUCUAUGCGGAGGUAGAUUCCAUCAACAUCUCCGUGAUACCUUUGCUCCACAAGUUGUGAGAUAUGUUGAUUUGAUGGAAUCUUCGAUUGCUCAAUCCCUUCAUAAAGGUUAUGAGAAAGAAAGAUGGGAAAUAAAAGGCCAUGGUUGUGGUACUUCAGAAGAUUUAUUUUGGAAGUUAGAUGCUUUACAAACAUUUAUUAGAGAUCUUCAUUGGCCAGAUGAAGUAUUUGCUAAACAUUUAGAACAAAGGUUAAAACUUAUGGCUUGUGAUAUGUUAGAAUCAUGUAUAAAUAGAACACUUCAGGCCUUUCAACAGUGGGAACGAAAAGGAAGUAGAUGGAUUAGCACUGAUUAUAUAGUUCCUUCAGAGAUGUGUGCCAUGAUCAACGUAGUAUUAGAAGCAAAAAAUCAGUCAUUGAAAUUGUGCACUGUGGAUGGAGUUGACAUGCAUCAAUACCAUGCAAAAAUUGACCAAUUGGUGGAUGAGACGCUGAAUUUAAUGAUGACUGGUCUUAUAAAUAAGCUUACCAGUGUAUUAGAAGCAACAUUAAACAAGUUAUCUCGUUAUGAUGAAGGCAGCCUCUUAGCACCGAUUUUGUCUUUAACGUAUCGGCAAGGCAUGUCAAGUUCUGGCAGAGAAGUAGGAUUAGCGUAUAUUAAUUUUGCUCGUAAUAGUAUGGAGCAAUUACGUCAAAAAGUGACUGAUGAACUGUGGGUAUUAAGUUUAUUUGAGCAAUGGUAUGCAUCUCAAAUGCAAAUGUUAUGUACUUGGUUGUCAGAACGUAUCGACCGUGGUCUUCAUUCUUUUCAAUUAUCAGCUCUAUCUCAUAUUGGCAAGAAAUUAUAUUCUGAUUUUGAGUUACAAGGAAUUGAAGAAGAAAAAUUAAAUUCCAAAAUUUAUCAAACUAUUAGUAGUCGUUUACAAUUGGAAAAUGCAACGGCAUCUGUAUCAGAAGCUGCAAACCGAGAGAAAGAAGAUUCAGAAGAUUAUCCAGAAACUGGUAUUGAAGAAGGAGUUCCCAAAGCAAGAGUAGCAUCCAUUAGCCAAGAAGAAGGUGCAGAGGGAUACGUCAGCAGCAUUAAAAAUGCUACGCAAAAUGUUGUUGGACGUAUAACUACCAUUGGCCGUGGAAUGGGUGGCUUUGCAAAUAAACUUUCGGGAGGUUUUCUGAAUUUUUAAUUCUUUAAGUACUUCUAACAUGCAGCACAAUUCUGCAAAUUCAAUAAUUGAUAGUCACCAAACCAAUCUUGCUCAUAUUUAUUUAUGUAUAAAAACCAAAUAGAUUGAGAGCAAGUUUCCAAACAGCAUACCGAUUUGUUAUCAAAACGAUUCUGAAACAUUAAAUAAAGGUUAGUCAAAAAAGCAAUUUAAAAAAAUUAUUAAAUUCCACAACCUAUGUUUAAUUAUCUGUCUAGUCAUUGAAAGGUUAUUAAUUUUUAGAUAAAAGUCAAAACUAUUUAAAUGAUAAUUUAAAUAAUAAGAGAGAUAUUGUAAAGACUAUGACAGUUUCCACAAGUGUGAAAUUUUGCAGAUCAGUAUUAGCAAAUAAAUUCUAUUAACAGUCAGGGAAGAUUUGCUAGUCACUAUGCAUUUACAUCCAAUGUCCUCUACAUUCCAUGUAUUCUGAUCUCAUCGAACAUUUAUGUGAAAGUCACUGCUGUAUUCAGCCAUCAGUUGUGUAAAUUCCAAUAGUGAUAAAAAAAAAAAAAAGAAAA